Molecule: messenger RNA, 2432 nt
Organism: Suncus etruscus (white-toothed pygmy shrew)
Lineage: Eukaryota; Metazoa; Chordata; Mammalia; Eulipotyphla; Soricidae
Gene: IQANK1
Product: IQ motif and ankyrin repeat containing 1
Exons: 14
Coding region: 1-2412 (803 amino acids)
Biological process (GO): regulation of barbed-end actin filament capping
Cellular component (GO): cytoplasm; nucleus
Molecular function (GO): protein binding
Source: RefSeq, a predicted model, not a curated record
AUGUUGAUUCCCUGGGCUCUGUCACAGGCAUCUGCGCCCCAGGGCCUGGCUCACCCGCUGACCAGCUCCAAUCAGGAGGACUCUGAGGGCACCCAGGGGCCCCCUGCCCCUGUGCCCGUCCCCCCCGGAUCCUUUGCUAGGCUGGUGCCCGGUGUCUGCUCCCAGCCUGUCUCUGCCUGUGGGUUUCGUGGCCCCACUCCCUGGAGUUUAUGGGCCCUCGGCAGCGUGGUGGCUUGCCUGACUGCCAGGCUGACUAACAUGCUGACACAGGGCAGGACUCAGCGGGACAUGGGCCUCGUGGACCAGUGGGAGAAACUGGGGGAGGUGGUUCGGCAGGCAGACCUGGCUGUGCCGCGACAAGCCUGGUCCUGCUCUGGGCGGGCACCAGCUGCCCCCCCCCCCCCCGCCCCCAGCUCUCCUUCCCAGCCGGGUCCCAGGAAACUCCAUUCCAGGGCCACUGCGGCCGGAGCUGCAUCCCGGCUACCGCAGCCAUCUAUGCCCAGCCGGCCCGCGGAGAUUGUGCUCUCGGGGUUCCCAAUGCCAAGUGCUCCUAACCUUGGACCCGGUCUGCUGAGGGCUGUGUGGGCGCUGGGAGGAGACUGGGUGGCCAAGGCUGAACCUGCAAAGCCCAGUGACAUUUUGUGGACAGUGCCUGGGGCCAGCGCUGAGUCACCCCAUGCCCUGGGCCGCAUCCGCCUGCCCUGCAACACCUGCUGGACUGGUUUUCCUCGCCUGCCUUGCCCAGCCAGCCUGUGGGGAAAGCCAGGAGAGGCAGUACAGCUCCAGAGGAAGCAGGAGCAACGGGCACCAGAGUCUGACCCCAGUAAGAGUCUGCCGGCCCCCGUAGCAGGGGCCAGCCAGGAGAUGCAGGCGGCCACCGUGUUGCAGUGUGCGUUCCGUUUGCACCUGGCACGCAAGGAGGCAGCACGACGGCGUCGGGAGCAUGAGGCCUACUCGGAGGAGAUGGAAAAGCUGCAGAGGGAGGCCUACCUGGAAAUGGUGCGGCAAGAGCAGGCAGCGGCUAAGAGAAGGCAGGAGAAGGAGGAAGAGGCAGCACGGAGGCGACGGGAGGAGCAGCAGCGCCGAAGCCGCCUCCGGGAAGCGGCCUUCGAUGGGAACUUGGUGGCGAUGCACGCAGUGCUGCAGGAGGUGGAGGCCGAGAUGAGCCGCGAGGGCUUGGACCACGACGAUGCGGGGAUGGAGCGACGCAGGCGGCGGCGCCUGGCCACGGUGGAAAGUGAGGACGGCUCCGGGAACACGCCACUGUCCGAGGCGGCAGCAGGUGGGCAGUCCCAGGCCAUCCGGCUGCUGGCCGAGCUGGGUGCGAACCCCAACAGCAAGGGGGCCUUCGGCCGUACCCCGCUGUACCGAGCUGCCUUCGGGGGCCACCUGGAAGCAGUGGAGGUGCUUCUGCAGCUUGGAGCCGACCCCCGAGUGUAUGCAGAUGACGGGAACACCCCGGCGCAGGUGGCCUCUCUGGAUGCCGUGGUCCAGGUGCUGCAGUCAUGGGACCUGAGCCUGACAGAGGCCAUGCUUCAGAACAUGGAGGCAGAGCAGCAGCGCCGCGCCCAGGAGGCCCAGCGGCACAAGGAGGCUGAGGCCCAGCGGUGUGGCCACUUGACGGGCAAAGUGCAGCAGCUGGCCAAGGAGCAGCAGCAAUGGCACAAGGAGCUGCAGCAGGCCUACUGUGAGCUGCACCGGAGAAUCACGGAGCAUGACAAGUGUGAGCAGCAGCACAAGGACAUGUCCGAGGUCACGCUGCAGGCCAUCAAGGACGCGGAGGACCAGGUGGACAGGCUCCGGCAGGAGGCCCAGAAGGCUGAGGAAUCGCUGGCCCUGGCGAGGCUGGAACUGCGAGAGCAAACACGGGAGGAGGAGGAGUUCCCGGGGCUGAAAUGCCAAGUCCCAGAGCUGCAUGAUGUGCUCAUCAAGGACGUGGGCGACCGCAUCCGCGCCGACGGCCGGUGGCCCCUCGUUAUUGACCCAUCAGGCCAAGCCGCCACCUUCCUGCGCUACCAGGACACCAACUAUGUGGACGCGGUGAACCCGAAACACCUACAUCCUGAGACGCUUCGUCUGGCUCUGCUGGGGGCGCUCAGGUACGGGAAGCCCUUGGUGUUCGACCUGCACGAGGUAGACCUGUUUCCUGUGGUGCAGCAGCAACUGGAGGCCGUGCAGCCUGGCCUGGUGCACCUGCUGCUGAGCCGUGCGCUGCUGGAGCAGGACCGGUACCUGUCGCUGCUGCGGCCCGGGGACGGGCCCGAGUACAGCGCCACCCAGUUCCAGGAGGCCCGGCUCAGUCACUUCCGGCUCCUGUUUGUCACCAAGCUGCAGUGGCCGCCGGAGGAGCAGUUGCAGCUCCUGCUCCCUGUGCGCGUGCAGCUGCCCAGCUUCGGGCCUCCCCCCCAGUAAAGCCGCACCCCCGUCUGCGC